This is a messenger RNA of Macrobrachium nipponense, 1341 nucleotides long. RefSeq names its product mucin-2-like. Bases 1 to 1341 code for a protein of 446 amino acids. Lineage: Eukaryota; Metazoa; Arthropoda; Malacostraca; Decapoda; Palaemonidae. The record is from RefSeq and is a predicted model, not a curated record. The transcript is spliced from 4 exons.
AUGUUUGAUGUAGUAAGAGUAAUGGUUCGAGCAGGUACUAAACGUAUUAAAUUAAAUGCUGUUGUUUGUAAUCAUGUUAACACUUCCAUAUACACACCUGGUCUACACAACUUGUAUCUGCGAUUGCAAGAACGAGGUGUUAAACUGGCAGAUAAAAAUACUGAAUCAGAUACCCUCAGUGAUAUAGAACCUUUGAGUCUAAACCAGUCAUGUUUGAUCAAUACCAGUGUUUUAGAUGAGUAUGUUAAGUUAGGAUUUAUUGAGGAGGUAAAGUUAGAAGAGAACUCCUUUGAUCCAGUUGAUGGCAUCAAUUAUUAUUUACCUCACCACCCAGUUUUUAAGGAAUCUGCUACGACUCCAAUUAGGAUAGUUUUCAAUGCAAGUAGUAAGGAGUCACACCAUGCAAAGUCCGUCAAUGAUUGUUUACCUGCGGGACCUAGUCUGGCGACGAAAUUGACAGAUAUGCUGCUGGAAUUUCGUCAGAACAAAUAUGCUGUAGUAGCAGACAUAAAACUCAAUACCAUCGUCGCCGAAGCCGAGAACAUCAUCAAUAACAGGCCACUAACAUAUGUCAACGAAGAUAACGCCGACACCCCGCUCACCCCUGCCAAACUCUUAUACGGCAGAACUAUUACAAUGGCUCCUCCUUUGAACAAGUUCGUCGACGUACCUUUCAAUGAGAACGUCGAAUUGAGGGAGAACUAUGCAAGACUGUCAGAAUUUACCUCUACAGCGGCUCCAACCACAACUCCAGCUCUAACUACAACUCAGGCUCCAUUCACAACUCCAGCUCCAGCCACAACUACAGCUUCAGCCACAUCAACUACAGAUACAACUACAACCAGUCCAACUCCAAUCACAGAAACUCCCACCCUAACUAAUUUAACUCCUAUCACAACAAAUACAAUAACAACAACUCCAACGCCAGUAACAACAACUCAAACUCCAAUAACAACAACUGCAACCACAACCAUAACAACUGCAACUCCAUUAACUACUCCAACCACAACUCCAACCACAACCACAACAACUCCAACGCCAAUAACAACUGAAACUCCAAUAACAACAAAUCCAACUCCAACCACAACCACAACUCCAAUGCCAGUAACAACAACUGAAACUCCAAUAACAACAACUCCAACCACAACCACAACAACUGCAACUCCAAUAACAACACCUCCAACCACAACUCCAACCACAACCACAACAACUGCAACUCCAAUAACAACACCUCCAACCACAACCACAACAACUGCAACUCCAAUAACAACACCUCCAACCACAACUCCAACCACAACCACAACAACUCCAACGCCAAUACAACAACUGAAACUCCAAUAA